AUGAUCUCGUCCGCCCUUUACUGGGCGGAAAUGUGUCCUUGUCCUCGAAAAUCUUCAUCGGGGACCCUAGGCCCGUGGGCAGGGCCGCCCUCAUCGGCAUCCCCGGGGCGGCUGAUCCCUUCCAAAAAAGCCCCGGAAAAUUUUAGUGGUCUGCAGGCGUCCCCCAGGCAUUGCCCAUGCACAGCCCUGGGGCGAGGGUUUAACUGCGGAAAUUGUGUUCGGCACGCUAACAAAUUUUGCCACGGGGCCCACUUCCCCUACGGCACCUGCACUUUACUUCUCAGGGGAUAUGUCCCUUUCCGCGGACAGGGGAAAUUUAAAUCGGGCCCCCAAGGGUCGGACUCCAGUGCUCUAGCCAUGGACCAUCGCGGCACCUUAAAGUUAUUUAAGCUCCUGCUUGCCCUGGCACUGGUGGAGGCGUUUCGCGUUGCCUUCUACCACAUCACCAACAUUAUAGUCGACCAGCCUAUGAACAAGAGGGCUAUAAUCAGCAGGUUGGUCUCAGAUGUUAAGAUUCAUCAGACAGAAACAUAUGUAAAUCGCUCAUCAACUUCAAAAGCACCGAACAUAUAUAACUCUUCAUCUACGAAAAAAACGAAUAUAUAUCACUCAUUACCUACAAGGGAACCAGAUACUCGUACAAAUCGCUCGUCAACUAUAAAGGAACUGCAUGCAAAUCACUCAUCGCCAUUGGAAGACGAUCCUCGGUGCAGAACUCUUGUAAAAAAAACUGACGGCCGAAAUAAAUCGAAAACAUCGUCCAAGACGGCGACAGCGAAAGACGCCAAAAGGUUUAAAUUUAUAUACGAAACGAAGCCGCUACCCGGGAAGAGGCCGGUUGUGAACAGAAUCCCGUGUGAGGUGACGUGGCGCCACGACCUGGCCCACAAGCUGCCGUGCGAGGGCCAGAAUCCCCGCGUGCUGGCGGUCGUGGUCUCGGCGCCGGGCCACCAGGCGCUACGGGACCGCAUCAGGAAGUCAUGGGCCAGCCCGGCGCUCUACCCGCGCUCCGGGCUCAGAGCAGUGUUUGCAAUAGGAGCAGUCUACAACCGUUCGCUGCUGGCUGCUCUGGACGCCGAGUCAAGGCAGUACAGUGAUAUUAUCCAAAAUAAUUUCCUUGAUACAUACGGACACCUAACGUACAAAACUAUCUCGUGGCUGGACUGGGUCGUGAAGAACUGCCCCGAGACCCCGUUCGUGGCCAAAGUGGACGACGACGUGGUGGUCAACCCUCUAAACCUGCGCUCUUUCCUGCAACUCCCCGACAUAUCGUCGAAGGACCAGAAGCCUUCGUCUACUGGAGCAAUCUUCGGCGAUGCUUUAUAUAAUGGCAUUGCCCAUCGCACUGGUCGCUGGGCUCUGACGAAGGAGGAAUACCCAGAGUCAAGACUACCCACGUUUGUCUUGGGUCCUGCCUACAUCCUUACCAGAAAGGCCUGCAAACGGCUGUGGGAGAACCUAACUUACGUGCCCUUCGUGUGGCUUGAAGACGUGUUCCUGACGGGACUCGUGGCGCACUACGCAGGCGUUCCUCGUGUCAAAACCCCGAUCUUUCAGCGGCGUUUCUCCCUCUCCUUCUAUAAUGGCUCCUCCGUGUUCAUGAAGGAGGGACAUCGAACCGAUAAGGACAAAGCCUUCGCAUUCGUAGCGUCUUUAAUGAAGCCUAAAUCUUCGAGUGGUGCGCUGAAUUCGUCACGUAAAAUACAGUAGCGAUGACAAAAGUGCAAGAUGAUAGAAAUGAUAAUGUUGAUAAAAUGAUAAAGGUCCUAGUAUAGAAUGUUAAAACCAUGAACGGCAAUGACAAUCAAAAUGAUAAUGAUAAUUGCAAUAUCUGUAGUAAGAAUUUAAGGUUAUGCAAGA
Molecule: messenger RNA, 1860 nt
Organism: Penaeus monodon (black tiger shrimp)
Lineage: Eukaryota; Metazoa; Arthropoda; Malacostraca; Decapoda; Penaeidae
Exons: 10
Coding region: 1-1710 (569 amino acids)
Cellular component (GO): membrane
Molecular function (GO): hexosyltransferase activity
Source: RefSeq, a predicted model, not a curated record